This is a messenger RNA of Protopterus annectens (West African lungfish), 2058 nucleotides long. RefSeq names its product zinc finger protein 578-like. The record is from RefSeq and is a predicted model, not a curated record. Gene Ontology annotation, molecular function: zinc ion binding; DNA-binding transcription repressor activity, RNA polymerase II-specific. NCBI's taxonomy places the organism in Eukaryota, Metazoa, Chordata, Ceratodontiformes, Protopteridae. Gene Ontology annotation, biological process: negative regulation of transcription by RNA polymerase II. Bases 280 to 1884 code for a protein of 534 amino acids. The transcript is spliced from 6 exons.
GUUAGCAGUAGUUAUGUGGCUUGCAGUAUGUGGAGUUUAUGUAUGGCAAAUUAUUUGCUGUUUGCUUGAUAACUCAAUGAUUUUAGAUUUAGAUGCCAUUUCUGGAGGUCAUCUGUUUACAGUAUUUGAUAUAAAACAACAAAACUGACGUGGUAUGAAUUUAAGCCUUGACUUCACUAACAUAGUGAACUGAUUGCUGGUUGAUUUGGUGUAAAUAUCCCAGGGAGCGAAGCAAGAAUAUACACAAAACAAGAAAGUGACUGCAGGGAAAAAGAAGCAAUGCAUAAUUUGUGUGCUACAAAUAAAAGAACAGAGCAGUGUUGUACGGAGCAUAAAGAGAGACUGGAGUUAUUUUGUAAGGAUGAUGAGACCUUUAUCUGUGUCCUGUGUGUUCCCAGACAUUCCAGCCACAGUUUUGUAUUCCUGCACGAGGCAAUCAGUGUGUAUAAGGACAAGAUAAAAACAACUUUACCAUCUCUAGAAUCCAAAGUGAAAGAAUUUAAAUACAUGCAAAACCAUCAUGAAAAGGGAAUUGUAGAUAUAAAUGAAGAUGUUUUUAAUUUGGAGAAAUACAUUAAACAACAGUUUGCAGAAUUACACCAGUUUCUCCUAGACAAGGAACAACAACUCAUCCAGCAGCUGAAGAGUGACGAAGCAAAUACUCUAAAACAGAUGGAAGGAAAUCUCGAGUGCAUUAAACAAGAGAUCGUUACCUACCUUGUGACAGACUCUGAUGACAACUUGGAGCUCAUGAUUAAAGAAGAGGACAGCCUGAAAAUAAUGGAAGAAAAUGUUAAAUCUGUUGAAAAUGAUGCUGUGGCCAUUAAGGGCGUUAGUCACAGCAACUUGGAGAUCAGACAACCGGAACCUGUUGGUUUGCUAACAGUACCAGAAACCUUUGAAGAUGUCACUGUUACUUUUACAGAAGAGGAGUGGAAGUUAUUAAGGAAACAAGAUAAGGACCUGUACAGGGACGUGAUGGUACAGAACUACGAAACCUGUGUUUCUGUUGGAUACAAAAUUCCUCCAGAGAAGUUAUUACAGCUAUUUAAAGCAGAUGAAGUUCCAAAGGAUAUUGUGACGGGAAUAAAUAUCAGGAAGCAGAAGGAUCAUUUUGAAGAUAACUUCAACAGCAUGACGAGUACAGACUGCAAUGUGAAUUGCAGUCAACAGCUAGCUCUUGUGAAAACACAGUUACAUGACCCUAGAAGGAACCUUGAGCAGAGGUCUCAGCCUGGAAAGGACAUUGAUGAGGUUUAUCUCACUCGUGUACCACGGCUUCCAUCAGACCAUCUGUGCCACCAAACCCCUGAAUGUGACAAUGGAAGACCUGUGACACAUCACCCGACAGAGCAUUUACAGCUGCUUGCUCAGCUGGUGAAGGUGUGUGAUGAGCUUUCUCUUGCUCCUACUCCAAGACUUCAAUCAGUACAUGGCUGCAGCAGGAGCUCUGAAUGUGACACAACUGAAAGAUUUCACACAAAGAAAGAAACACACAAAUGUGCUGAAUGCAAUAAGUCUUUCACACGUGCCAGUGGCCUGAAAGUUCAUCAAGCCGUUCACACAGGAUUGAAACCAUAUAAAUGUACUGCAUGCAGUAAGUGUUUCGCACAGCUAAGCAAUCUUCGACAGCACUUUGCCAUUCACACAGGAGUGAAGCGUUUUAAAUGUACUGAAUGUGGUAAGUGCUUUACAUAUCACAGCAGUCUUCAGGCACAUCAUGCUACUCACACUGGCCUGAAACCACAUAAAUGUACUGAAUGCAGUAAGUCUUUCACAUGGGCCAGUAAGCUAAAAAAGCAUCAAGCCAUUCACGUAGGAGAGAAAUGGGGGUCCAAAUGGAGAGAUGACAAGUCAGCAAGCAAAGGAAAGCAGUAUUGCUGAAAUUGAAUUCAUCCUCAAGUCUUGGUGAGUACCUUCGAAAGGUGGACCCUGUUUUUCACAAAACCUUACCAAGAUGAUGCUGAUAUAUAUGGAAAUCUUGCAAUAAAAAAAAAAUAAUAUCACAAAGAUGGAAUGUAGAAAAGAAGGUUAGUAAAGUAGAAGUUAAAAACAAUA